Molecule: messenger RNA, 1062 nt
Organism: Ogataea parapolymorpha DL-1
Lineage: Eukaryota; Fungi; Ascomycota; Pichiomycetes; Pichiales; Pichiaceae
Product: Mitochondrial carrier protein RIM2
Exons: 1
Coding region: 1-1062 (353 amino acids)
Biological process (GO): pyrimidine nucleotide import into mitochondrion
Cellular component (GO): mitochondrion
Molecular function (GO): pyrimidine nucleotide transmembrane transporter activity
Source: RefSeq, a predicted model, not a curated record
AUGAAUAACAGCAUCGAGCGAUUAGAGAAGGAGAUCGAGGAGAGUGUACCGUACUUUGCAAGCGACGAGACGUCGUCAGUCCGCAAGGAGGUUCCUGAGCUCUCUGCGCAGUCCUGCGAGGUCAAGCCGUGGGUCCAUUUUGUUGCUGGAGGCUUAGGAGGCAUGUGUGGUGCAGUAUUCACCUCUCCCUUCGAUGUUGUCAAGACCAGACUGCAAUCCAGCGUUUAUCGCGACGCUUACAAGAGUGGGCUGCGCAACGGUGGCAUGUUGAGCGGCGCAGCGCUGCAUUUCAAGGAAACACUAAUGAUUUUACGCAACGUCUACACGGUCGAAGGACCUAGAGCGCUAUUCAAAGGACUGGGGCCGAAUCUCGUGGGCGUGAUACCCGCUCGGUCGAUUAAUUUCUUCACGUACGGCUACUCGAAAGACCUAAUAAAGAACUCGGUUGCGUUCAAAGGCGAGGAGAGCUCGCUAGUGCAUCUUCUUGCCGGCAUCAGCGCCGGCUUUGUGACCAGCACGGCCACCAACCCGAUCUGGCUCGUCAAGACCCGUCUACAGCUUGACCGCGCCACUACAAAGACGUACAAAAACUCGUUUGACUGUCUGGUGAAGAUUGUCAAGCACGAGGGAGUCUUUGCUCUGUACAGAGGAUUGACGGCGUCGUAUUUGGGCUCUGCAGAAAGCACGCUCCAAUGGGUGCUGUACGAGCAAAUGAAGUCGGUUAUUCAUCGCCGGUCCGAAAGGUUGCAGAACGAGGGCAGGAAACCGAGUGAGAUGAUGGACUGGUUUGCACGGUCCGGGUCUGCUGGUGUGGCCAAAUUUGUGGCCAGUCUGAUCACGUAUCCGCACGAGGUCGUCAGGACGCGGCUCAGACAGGCACCGUCGCAGGACGGCAGGCCAAAAUACACCGGUCUGAUCCAAUGCUUUAAACUGGUCAUUAAAGAAGAAGGUUUGGCGUCGAUGUACGGUGGUCUGACGCCGCAUUUGAUGCGGACGGUGCCAAACAGCAUGAUUAUGUUUGGCACCUGGGAGCUGUUUACCAGCAUUUUGUCUAAACUUUAA